UUUUCAUCUCCAUCGUCCGAUCAAUAAUAGUUCCUCGGACUACCGCCGCCACCACCUCUUCCUCUUCAACCUCCAUCCAGUUCAUCUGUGUCGACACAAGUCAUACUAGAUCUGUUCUGCUUUUUCCCUCUCUUUCGUCCCAUUCAUUCCCCGCCGCCCCCGCCUUGAGCGCCGCCAACAAGAAAUCGAUUCGUGGUUCCAUCACACACACACACACACACUUAUUACGACCUUCUCGUUUCUCAAACAACCACACGCACGCCAUGGUCUCUAUCGUCGACGCCGAGCAGGCGAGGAAGUUGUCGCUUUUUCGCCCUCUAGGCUACCAACGCAACUCGUGUGGCUACUGUAAAUCUGAAGACGGCAGUGCCUCCUACUACACUAGCUCGGUUUCUGUACGACCGGCGCAUUAUGAGGCCCUCGUCAACCGGGGGUGGAGAAGAUCGGGCACGCUGUACUACAAGCAGAACCUGCAGCGGUCCUGUUGCCCGUACUAUACCAUGAGGCUGGAGGCAUCGGACUUCAAACCUCGGAAGGACCAACGUAAGGCUGUGAACCGCUGGAACAAGUUUGUCCUUGGUCCUGAAUACAUCCGUCGCGCCGCAUAUUUAUGUCCCAAGACACGGGAGGAGAAGAAGAACCGCAAGUGCCAUUUCGACGUUGUGACGGCCGUCCACGAAGCCGAAUACAGCAACGUGAAACGGCCCAUUGAUCCCCAGACGAAGAAAUACCUCGAGCCUGCGCAUCGAUUUGAGGUCAACCUGGAGGGUGACUCCAUCUCUCAGGCCAAGUUCGACCUCUUCCGCAAGUACCAGACGAAGGUCCACAAGGAAGACGUUUCCAAAUGGCAGACCAAAGACUUCAAGCGGUUCCUCUGCUCAGGGCUGACACGCUCACCCGCUGACCCCAAGAAGUCGGACGAGAAAAAGCUUGGGUCGUGGCAUCAGUGCUACCGUCUCGACGGCAAGCUUAUCGCCGUGGCUGUCUUGGACCUCAUGCCGAAUGGAGUGAGCUCCGUCUACAUCUUCUAUGAUCCAGACUACGAACAAUGGGAAUUCGGUAAAUUGAGCGCGAUGCGGGAGAUUGCCUUCGCGGUAGAGGCUCAGUACCCGUAUUACUACAUGGGGUACUAUAUUCACACCUGUCAAAAAAUGCGCUACAAGGGCACCUUCCGACCCCAAUAUAUCCUAGACCCCGAGUCCUACACCUGGGAUCCGCUCGAUGGCGAGCUCGCCCAGAAGCUCGACACUCGAGCCUACGUCUCCCUCUCUCGGGACCGACAAGCAGCAGCCACUACUACCACCGACAAGAAUACCGCCGACCCUGACACCGCCGACGCGGAGAUUAACGAUGAGGAGAUGUCUCUCUUCGACCUGCACAUGCCCGGCGCGUUGACCCUCGAUGAAGUGAAGGCGCUGGAUUUGGACCACUGGUUGCUUCUGGUGCAUGGAUCAUUUGUGCACAUGAUUGAUCUCGUUGGUUGGGAGCGAAUGCCGCUGGACAACCCACAGUCCGUGAAGGGGAUCGUCGCGGAACUGGCGGCCGUACUGGGCCCGGAGGUCUUCAAGGAGAGUGCGGUGGUGUUAUUCGAUUAAAUGCGUAGUUGUAGAUAAAGCAUUGGGGCAACAGUGCCAAUACAUGCGCGUAGUACGAAUCUUAAUCGGUCAACGGCAAUAAUAUCAAAAAUACAC
Molecule: messenger RNA, 1691 nt
Organism: Aspergillus homomorphus CBS 101889
Lineage: Eukaryota; Fungi; Ascomycota; Eurotiomycetes; Eurotiales; Aspergillaceae
Product: arginyltransferase
Exons: 11
Coding region: 264-1595 (443 amino acids)
Biological process (GO): protein arginylation
Cellular component (GO): cytoplasm
Molecular function (GO): arginyl-tRNA--protein transferase activity
Source: RefSeq, a predicted model, not a curated record